Molecule: messenger RNA, 720 nt
Organism: Rhagoletis pomonella (apple maggot)
Lineage: Eukaryota; Metazoa; Arthropoda; Insecta; Diptera; Tephritidae
Product: protein new-glue 3-like
Exons: 2
Coding region: 238-666 (142 amino acids)
Molecular function (GO): protein binding
Source: RefSeq, a predicted model, not a curated record
CGCUGUGAAUUUGGCCCUAAGUGAGGCAAAAUUUGUAAAAUAUGCCAAAAUAUUUCUUUGCUAAGACGUGCGCAACUGCACAAAUAAAACGGUUGAUAAAGUAAACAAAACCUCGAGUAUAAAAAUCCCAAAUUUUCACGAAUCCAGCGUAGUCAAUUUUACGCAACGUCUAAAUAGGUGCGUGCGCUCGAAUUUCACUUCCUAAAAAGUUAGAAUAAAAAAUAAUAAAGAAUCAGGAUGCGUAUUUACUUGCUGUUGUCGGCCUUGUUGGCCUUAGUGUCGUUGUCCUAUCAGCAGACCACUUCAACAUCAACAUCAACAUCUACAACAGCAUCAACAACGACUACUGCAUCAACAACGACUACUGCAGCAACGACCAGUGUGACAUGUACCAACACCUGCACCCACAACUAUAAUCCAGUUUGUGGCACGUACAAUGGCAGACGUCGCACCUUCGAAAACCUUUGCAUUUUGAGAGCGAAUAGACGCUGUGCCCGCAGGAGGGGUACUUUGUCUACCCUUCGUAUACGUUACUUAUACAGUGGCAGAUGUAAUGCAGGCAAUACCGUUACAGGAACUGCGGCCGCUAAUCGAGUUGCUAACCGAGUUGCUAACCGAGUUGCUAACCGAAGACGUGCUAAUGUACGCAGACGUGUAAAUGGAUAAAAUGUAUUUCGAAUUUCCCCGGAAACAUUAAGAAAAGACAUAAUAAAAACUGUU